This is a messenger RNA of Pieris macdunnoughi, 333 nucleotides long. The record is from the annotation of a GenBank genome assembly. Lineage: Eukaryota; Metazoa; Arthropoda; Insecta; Lepidoptera; Pieridae.
AUGAGGGCCAUUACGAUAUUGUUCAUUGUACUUGUAUCAUUCAUUUCUGCAAGUUACUGUAAGGACCUUAUAGUCGGAACUAGCUUCAACGCAAGACUUCUUUGGCAAGAGAAGGCUGAAUACAAUUCCAUACCUCUCAAAAAGAGGGUCAAGGAGGUUUUCUUCUCGGAUCCAGGGCAACAGAUUAUUAAGGGCAUCAUAGCACGGGAUUUGGAUCAUACCGACGCCAGUGCGACGGUCACUGCGGGAGGAGUGGGACUAUCGUACGCCAACAUAAGAUUGAAGAGUGAACGAGGCUCGGGUCUUAAUUAUCAAAUUGAAAUUUACGUCUAA